This is a messenger RNA of Gadus chalcogrammus (walleye pollock), 1824 nucleotides long. RefSeq names its product diphthamide biosynthesis 7 (gene dph7). The record is from RefSeq and is a predicted model, not a curated record. Gene Ontology annotation, molecular function: protein binding. Lineage: Eukaryota; Metazoa; Chordata; Actinopteri; Gadiformes; Gadidae. The coding region runs from base 285 to 1604 and encodes 439 amino acids. The transcript is spliced from 10 exons.
GGAGCAGGAAGUGACGUAGGGAUAAACACGCCGAGUAUCUAAUCAAAUGCAAGAGAAAACAAGUCGAAUAUCAAUGAAUAUGCUUUUUUAAAUCAGACUGAAAUAACUCAAAAACGGCAAUUAAAGGGAAAUUAUUUAAGAAAUGUUAUAAUAGAAUAAUCCAACGACAGAUCGUCACGGUUUGCGGAAGUGGUAGUUGAUCAACUCUGAGUGGAUCAACACGUGACUGCUAUUUCCAUUUUAAGCCGGAGGAUCCGAGAAGUGGCAGCGGACAACAUGUGGAUAUGGCUUGCAAGUCGAAGACUCGCAACUUGCAGGUGUUUGACACCGAACUGAGCGCUGACGCAGUAGAAUGGUGUCCCGUCCCGCUGUCCCACAACAUUCUGGCCUGCGGCACCUAUCAGCUCCAGAAGGGAGCAGAGCAGGCGGGAGCUGAGGACGUACCUCACCAGAGGAUCGGUCGCUUGUACCUGUUUGAAUAUCAACAGGAGGGGGCACUGACUCCGCCUCUCAGCGAACUGCAGCGUAUCGACACACCCGCCAUUUUAGAUCUAAAAUGGUGCCAUGUUGCAGUGUCAGAUGCUCCUGUGCUGGGGAUGGCUACAGCUGGCGGAGAGGUCCGGCUGUACACGCUGACCGACGGGCCGCAGGGUAGACGGUGUCUGAAGGAGAAGACCAGUCAGUCCGUGGGAACAGAGUGCCUGGCUCUGUCUCUAGACUGGUCCACCGGGAGAGGAGAGAGCAGUGACAUGCGUGUGGCGUGCAGUGACUCCAACGGUUGUGUCAGCGUUCUCUCGCUGACGGGGGCGGGGCUAGAGACCAGCACCCAUUGGAAGGCUCACGACUUUGAGGCCUGGAUCACAGCCUUCUCCUACUGGGACACCCAGCUGCUCUACUCCGGUGGGGACGACAGCAAGCUGAAAGGCUGGGACCUCAGAACAGACUGCUCCUCUCCCACCUUCACCAGCAAGAGGCACUCAAUGGGUGUUUGCAGCAUUCAAAGCAACCCACACCAGGAACACAUCCUGGCCACCGGAAGCUACGAUGAGCAAGUGCUGCUAUGGGACGGCAGGAGCAUGCGCCAGCCCCUCAGUGAGACGGCGGUGGGUGGGGGCGUGUGGCGUCUGAAGUGGCACCCCACCCAGCCCCACCUGCUGCUGGCCGCCUGCAUGCACAACGACUUCCACAUCCUAGACUGCCACAAGUCCCUCGGGGGCGGCGGCGAGGCCGAGUGUCCUACUCUCACCUCCUACAUCCUGCACAACUCCCUGGCGUACGGAGCCGACUGGUCCCGCCUGACUCCCGACCAGCCCCCUCCGGCCUCCCCCGAGGGAAGCCCUCGUCCGCCCGAAACCUACCUGGCGGAAGGGGUGGGGCAUCUGAGGAUCCAGUAUGAGUCGCCUACCGCCAGCUUCGACACCUCACUGGAGGACGACGCCGGACACUACAUCCCGGAGGGCCUGGCUCCGGCGGCUCCACCCCCACCCCCAACCCCUCCAACGGACUCGGGCACUACCACCCUUCCUGUCACUGCUCUGCUAGCCAGCUGCUCCUUCUACGACCACAUGCUGCACCUCUGGCGAUGGGACUACUCGCCUGCUUGAGGGUCGCCCAGCUUUCGUUGUGAAAACCCAACGUUUACAUCACAACUAAAGCUGCCACGGUACCCCACCAACCAAAUAUAUAGUUUAAAAUGUAAAAUGUCAUGUUCUUGUUGGUAUUUAGGCGAGACAGAAGCAAAAGGGAGGAGGAACUUGAUUGUGAGGGAUUCUGUCCUAAAGUUGUAGCAACCUCACUAAGAAUGCGUAAACUAUUUUUCUUAAA